AACCAUACAUAAAUCCUCUCUUGCCUCCAAAAUUCUGGAACAAGGAAAGGGAGGAAUAAACCUUGCUCAAAAUAGUUCUAUUUUAUUAUCAUCAAUCAUAUCUGAGUCAUUUUGAAACUCUUCAUUGUAUCAAUCUUAGUCACAAUGGCAACAUUUUUCCGAAGAAUGGCGAUCAGAUAUAUUUUUCUGACAUUGUUUUUCUCUGCAGAUAUUGGAUUUCUUGGACGUGUUACAUCAUUUGGAAUCAAUUACGGCCAAGUGGCUAACAAUUUGCCGUCACCGAACAAAGUGCUUGAACUCUUCAGCAACCUUAAGGUCACGAAAACAAGAAUUUAUGACACCAAUCCGGAGAUUUUGAGUGCUUUUGCUAAAUCAAACGUUGAGGUCAUUGUGACAGUAGAAAAUCAAAUGCUAAUCCAGUUAAAUGACCCCCAACAAGCCCUUCAAUGGGUGAAUGGACAUAUCAAACCGUACCUUCCAGACACAAAAAUCACUGGUAUUCAGGUAGGAAAUGAGUUAUUCACUAAUGGUGAUACCACUCUUAUUCAGUAUCUAGUACCUGCAGUGGUUAACAUUCACAAUGCUCUAGUUCAGCUAGGCAUAGACUCUAACAUCCACGUUUCAACACCAAGUUCCUUAGAAGUGCUUCAGGAAUCUUACCCUCCUUCAGCUGGCAGUUUCAAAAAUGAGAUCUCUGGGAUAAUGUCCCAGUUUUUGAGCUUCUUGUCCACCACUAAGGCACCCUUUUGGAUCAAUGCUUAUCCUUACUUCGCUUACAAGGAUGACCCUAGUAGGAUUCCAUUGGACUAUGUAUUAUUUAAUCCUAAUGAAGGAAUGGUUGACCCCAACACCAACCUACACUAUGAUAACAUGCUUUAUGCUCAGGUAGAUGCUGUCACAUUUGCCAUUGCUAGAUUGAACUUUAGUGGGAUUGAAGUAAGGGUCUCUGAGACUGGUUGGCCAUCCAAAGGAGACCUUAAUGAGGUCGGUGCCACACUACAGAAUGCUCAAACUUAUAAUAGAAAUUUGCUGAGAAGGCAAAUGGCAAAUGAAGGGACACCUCUGAGUCCAAGAAUGAGGUUGGAAGCAUACUUUUUUGCAUUGUUCAAUGAAGACAUGAAGACAGGAGCAACCUCUGAAAGGAACUAUGGCUUAUUUCAGCCUGAUGAAACCAUGACAUACAAUGUAGGGUUGGCUGCUUUUGCAUCCUCAUCCACUUCUUCCACUUCAAUUUCUCUUACCUCCUCUGCAACUAACACGAAGGCAGCAUCAAAGGAAUUUCAAAGCUUGUUCUUCUGGGUGUUUGUGUGUUUGCUGACUUCAGCCCUUCGUGGCUUUGUUUGAGAAGAAUAUUAUUACAUUCUUAUGGAGUGAUUCAUGUGUAUAUAUCAAAAUAACGAAAAGUUGGGAUUUUACAACCUUCAAGUUGCAAAAUGGAGUAUCUCUAGUAUGAUCUAUAUUAAAGGUACCUAUUUUGCAGAAAUCAGGAGCAACACUCACACUUUCUUAACAAUGGGGCAACAAAAUCUGCAUCACGGCGAAGAGUUCAACUCAUUUGGAGGAUCAUCAUCACCUUUCACUGUGGCUUCACUUUCACCCACUUACCCCACCACUAGUCACAUUCCAGCAACAACCAUGUGGCGGUGACGUUAGGUUGAGCUCGUUUUAGAUAGAUAAGGUCCAAAAGCCACAUCAUUUUUUAUUACCUGACAUUAUUUGGAAUUUUCAAAUAGGAAAUGUGUUUGUAUAUUGCUGAUUUUGUACCAUUUAUUUCAUUUCAUUCAUCCAGUCCAAAGGCAUAUGAGGCUCUAAGACAUGUCUGCCUUGAGCUCGUCUAAUUGGAUGCUAAGAAAAGCCCCCUGUUAUGGGACGUGGAAUCCAUGACUGUUCUCAUUUGUAUAUAUAAAUGUAAAAGUAAUUCCUGAUACACCAUUCUUUUCUC
Molecule: messenger RNA, 1942 nt
Organism: Vigna angularis (adzuki bean)
Lineage: Eukaryota; Viridiplantae; Streptophyta; Magnoliopsida; Fabales; Fabaceae
Product: glucan endo-1,3-beta-glucosidase 14
Exons: 3
Coding region: 145-1344 (399 amino acids)
Biological process (GO): carbohydrate metabolic process
Cellular component (GO): plasma membrane
Molecular function (GO): hydrolase activity, hydrolyzing O-glycosyl compounds
Source: RefSeq, a predicted model, not a curated record